Messenger RNA from Uloborus diversus, 1967 nucleotides. Its product is annotated as sorting nexin-6-like. Lineage: Eukaryota; Metazoa; Arthropoda; Arachnida; Araneae; Uloboridae. Gene Ontology annotation, molecular function: phosphatidylinositol binding. The transcript is spliced from 13 exons. The record is from RefSeq and is a predicted model, not a curated record. The coding region runs from base 288 to 1172 and encodes 294 amino acids. Gene Ontology annotation, biological process: phagosome-lysosome fusion involved in apoptotic cell clearance.
AUCGCUCGGACACUGUUGAUCUCUCAGAUCAGUCUCUUCUUGUGGAUAUUUCUGAUGCUUUAAGUGAAAGAGACAAAGUGAAAUUCACCGUCCAUACUAAAACAACUCUUCCGUUAUUUGCAAAGCCUGAAUUCUCUGUUGUAAGACAGCAUGAAGAAUUCGUUUGGCUUCAUGAUUCAUUCGAAGAAAAUGAGAAAUAUGCUGGAUUUACAAUUCCUCCAGCUCCCCCUUGUCCAGAUUUUGAUGCUUCAAGAGAGAAGCUUCACAAACUUAGUGAGGGUGAAGGAAUGAUGACCAAAGAAGAGUUUGUAAAAAUGAAGCAAGAACUUGAAAUGGAAUAUUUGGCUACUUUUAAGAAAACUGUUGCUAUGCAUGAAGUUUUUUUACAGCGUUUAGCAGCACAUCCUAUGUUCAGAAGUGACAACAACUUAAAAAUAUUUUUGGAGUAUGAACAAGAUCUCAAUGUAAGAGGCAAGAACAAAAAGGAAAUAUUGGCUGAUUUAUUCAGUAACAUUGGCAAAACUGCAGAUGAUUUACUUCUGUCUAGUACUCAAAAGGAUGUGGAUGAAUUUUUUGAACAUGAAAGAACAUUUUUAAUUGAUUAUUACAAUCAUAUUAAGAAUGCUACAUACAGAUCAGACAAAAUGACGCAAAGUCAUAAAAGUGUUGCAGAUACCUAUAUUAAAAUUUCCUCAUCGCUUGUUCAGUUAGCUACUAUUGAUGGAUCAGAGUUAGAAAAGUUUUUCAGCAAAGUUUCUGAUACAUUUGAAAAGGCUAGGAAAGUAGAAGGUAGAGUUGCAACAGAUGAAGAUCUAAAACUAUCUGACACUUUACGGUACUAUAUGAGAGAUACCUCUGCUGCCAAAAAUCUUUUGUAUCGAAGGCUUAGAUGCUUAGCUAACUAUGAGGCUGCAAACAGAAAUUUAGAAAAAGCAAGAGCAAAGAAUAAAGAUGUCCAUUUGGCUGAAUCUGCUCAACAGGAAGCAUGUGAUAGAUUUGAAGCUAUAUCUAAACAAGCUAAACAAGAACUACAAGACUUCAAAGUAAGACGUGUUGCGGCCUUUAAAAAAAAUCUUGUUGAACUUGCAGAAUUAGAAGUCAAACAUGCAAAAGCUCAAGCUCAGCUUCUAAAGAACUGUUUGUCGUCAUUGAAAGAAGAAAAUAAUUUGUAAAAAAGGAACUGACAAAAAUUGACCACAUAAUCUGAUUCAAGUACUCAGAAGUUCUGAAUGCUCUUCAUUGCUAAUUACGCUCUUGGAUCUUUCCCCUGGCCAUCUGCCAUCCCAGGAAGUGAAAAUCUUUACUAAAGAGCGCAUUGACCAAGUACUUGAACAGCCAGUUGUGAUUGAUGAACUACUUUUCAGAAUAAAUUUUUAUAAGAAUUAUAUAUGAAUUAUUCUAUAUAUUUGUUAUUUAAUUUUAGUAAUGCAAAGCAUUUGUGCAGAUUUAUUGCAUGCUUGAGUAUGCAAGUUUAUACAUUAUCUCUCAACUAGUUUUGGUGUGUAAGACAUUCCAUAAUUUUUUAUAUGUUACCAUGCAAAUAAUUUAGCCUUUCUAAGCAGUUUUUCCCACUUACAAAAAAAAAAUCAAUUCUAAGUGUCAAAAAGUUAAAUAAGCUUGAUUUUUGAGUGUUAAUUAUUGUUAUAUUUAAUAAAUCUGUUCAAUUGUGCUUUUAAAUAUUAUUCUAAUUGUUCACGAAUGUUAAAUAUUGAAAAGUUUAUCUUUUUUUUUUAGAUUAGUUAUAUCUUUAUAUCUUCUUAUUUAUUCUUUAUUGCUUUAAGUUUUUAACUUGCUGAAAUUUUAAAUUUUUAACAAAUGAAUACACACUAACAUUUUAAGGAUUAAUACUGUCUUCAUUCACUUAUAAAUCAGCAUUAUUAUAAAUACAUUACUUGUUUAUAUUAAAGGGUGCUAUUACAAUAAUUAUUACAUUUUUUAUAAAUGAAAAAAAGUUUCCAAGUUAUUUC